Nothobranchius furzeri (turquoise killifish) is the source of this 9185-nucleotide messenger RNA. The record is from RefSeq and is a predicted model, not a curated record. NCBI's taxonomy places the organism in Eukaryota, Metazoa, Chordata, Actinopteri, Cyprinodontiformes, Nothobranchiidae.
AAAGUUUCUUUUGUCUAACAUUUGUAGCACAACAGCUAACAAUUCCUCUUGGAUCCCAUUUCUUUACAUUUUGAUAUAUUUGCACAGAUAUGUAGGGCUGACUUUUAGAGCUCUAUUUGUUGUAUGGACAACUGUCAACGGUUUAUUAAAAAUAAACAGAGAAGGCAAAAAAAAAAAACUUUCUCCAAACGAUUUUAUUGUCCAAAAAGUGUUUAAGGAUUUUGGAGUAUUUUUCUGUUAAAUGUUAUGCCUGUGUUGUAUAGCACCUUCUAGGGUUCUACAACCCCCCAAGGCGCUUUACAACACAAUCAGUCACUCAUCCACGCACACACAUAUUCACACGCUGGUGGGGAUGAGCUACAAUGUAACCACAGCCGCCCUGGGACACACUGGGUUUAUAUGGUAUUUAGUAAUAAGUCACGUCACGUGUAAUCUAUAUUUAUGUGGACAGAAAACCAGUUUCAUUAUGGCUGCAAUACAGUGAAUGAAAGUGCCUUUCACAGACAAGAGCCAUAAAUGCUGUACAACACAAUUCACAUUCAAAUGCAAAACAAUUUUCAGCUGUUCACCCAAAGAGUCAGUGAAGUGAACUGUUCGGUCCGGGGUCCGGUUUUGGGCCUUGUACCUAGAACAACCAAGAGAUUCUGAGUUCUGGUACAAGCAGCAGUGAGUCUUGUCAAAGGGAUUAUUGGGAAAGUUAAAAAUUGUUAGACUAGCAACUGUGUGUCAUAGUAAAAAUGAACUGACAGGAUGGAAUGCACACAGGCUUGAAGGCCUUUAGAUGGCUAGCGCCUUUUCUUUUAAUGAAUGUGCUGAUUUCUGAAUGGGUUUUUUCUCAUGUAAAGCAGUUGGUCUGAUCGUUUUUAUCAGAGAGGAUGUCAACAUUCCCUUCCUCCGUUUUCUCUCUUUGGCCUCCCUACUCGGCGGAGAGGGUGGCGUUGAGGAUGAGGUCACUGUUUCAAAACAUGGCCCCCAUCCUUGUACCAACACAACAUUUCCUCUUCCAUGAAUCCAGCUGAACGCAGGACAAACCAAUGUUCUCUUCUUCGUUAAUGAAACGUUUGUGAGGUCGUACUGAGAUGACAGGAAACUUCUACACUUUGUGUCAAAUGUUCCGACUCCGCCUGCAGGGAAAAUGCUUGAAUACCUGUUGGCUCUGUACUUGCCUUGUUUUGCUGCUGGUAGAGGAGAAGGAGCACAUUUAUCCACAGAAGGCCUUUAAGUUGGUUUUAUGGAGAUCAGAUUAAUCUGUUUGUUCCUCUCUUCCAACAGCACUACUCAGUAUAACUCAGAUUGGUUUGGUUCGGUCGGACCAUCUUUCCCAACAGCACGGGUGGAUAUUUCCCCCCAACAUUUCAGUACCUGCUUUGAUGUGGUUCCUAUGAGCUGUUCAGAAAAUGCGACGUCAGCAACAGUUAGUCACUGAUUGGCUAGGGGGUGGAGUCACUGGUUGCUUGAGCUUUCUGCCUACUGCCUCCCUCUUUAAAGAGUCAAAAUAAAUGAGUGGAAAAUAAUGGUGUUCUCUUGAAGAAUAUACAAACAAAAUAAAUCCCACCCAAAACUUUAAAGGGAUACUAAACCGUUUUGCUUACUUUUAGCACCCCCUAGUGUCCGUCACUGGAACCAAAAGUGAAACUUAUCCUUGCUGUGGGUUCAGUUCAAUUCAAGUUUACUUAUAUAGAGCCAAAUCACGACAAGAGUCGUCUCAAGGCACUUCACAUGGUAAACAUGCCAGUACAGGUCAGUUCAUGAAGCCAAUCAGUAAAAAGUUUCCUAAAUAAGGAACCCAGCAAAUUGCAUCAAGUCACUGACUGGUGUCCUGGUGUGCGGAGCGCCAUGCUCUCUCCAAUUUUCAAGAGUUUUGUUUUAAGUUCGUAAAUCAGAAUUAAACAAGGGAGCCAACUUCCUGUGCUUAAUUACCUUCUUUUUUAAAGGUUCGUCUUUUCAACACAUUAAUCUAAAAGCUGAAAUGUCUUAUCUGCCUUCAUUAGCGCCUACAGGAGCGGUUCAUCACUAAAUCAAACAAAUCAACUGUGUUCACGAUUUAAAACUUGCAGGAAAGGUGCUGGAAGUAGACUCCAGCACCACGUAUGAUAAAUGAUAAAUGACCCGCACUUGUAUAGCGCCUCUCAGAGUAAGGACUCCAAAGCACUUUACACUACAUUGUAGUAUUCAUCCAUUCACACACACAUUCACACACUGAUGUAGCCACAGCUGCCCUGACCUGGCGAGGCGAGGCUGCCGAGCACAGGCGCCAACGGUCCCUCCGACCACCACCAGCAGGCAAGGUGGGUUAAGUGUCUUGCCCAAGGACACAACAGCAGAAUUCUCUGUCCGGAGCCGGGAUCGAACCUGCAACCUUCCGAUUUCUGGACAACCCGCUCAACCUGUUGAGCUACUGCUGCUCCAAUGUCAGCUCCACUUUAUUAUGCCCAACAGGGACUGGACUGGCACUCUGAAGUUGCAAGUGUGGUAUUCUGGCCAGAAAGGGUGAUGGGGGUCUGAGUAACUUUUCAUUAACUCUGUAAAGGGUCGUUUUAGCACACACUGGCUCAAGAAAAUGUUUUCAAAGUAUGAAAAGUAUGCCUUUAAAGCUGCCAUUCACUAGUUUCUUUCCAACAUAUCUGCUGUGCUCUCUGGUACGAUUGAAUGCCUUUUAAGUUGUUUCCCAUGGAAAAAAGCUCUGGCGCUCCAGUUUCAGGGGUAGAUGUGUGUUGGAGAAGUGUGGGGGUGGAAAAUGGCUUACUCAUUAAUAUUAAUGAUAGGUAUAUGUCUCGCCUCUGAUUGGCUAACAGCAUUGUGACUCUUCUGCUGCCUCUGUUCGCUCUUUCUUCUUGGGUUUGCAACAAUGAUGUGUUAUCUCCACAAAUAACACAUGCACCAACAUGUCCUGCGUUUUGGUGGAGUUGCUUUUGCUAAUGGUUAGCUUACACUAGCCCAUAAAUCUCUGUUCUCUCCUUGCCGCCAACUCAACAACCUUCCGUGGUGGAUGAGGCCGUGACUGCUAACUUUUCCUUGGAUAUAGAAGAGUGGCUUUUUCCGACCCAAUAGUUUUCCCGUACAUUUUCCUUCUUCGGAUAAUGUUCACAAUGGGGGACAGAUUUUCUCGUUCAGCAUACAUAUGCAACUCAAAGUGACCCAUCACAUUAAAAAACAAAAAAAACAAGUAAGCUGUUUCUCAUUGAACUGAACCUUUACAGUUUAUUUUUAAAAUAACUGUAUAAAUUGCAGUCCGAGUAUCCAACACACCUUUCCACCAUUUCCAUCUAAAUGGAACAUAAUUUAAUUGUCACCUGGAUCCUAAACCUGCUCAUGGGUUGGCCUUUUUUCCCAGAAUAAACCUUGUUGCUCUCUUUUAUGUUCUGCUGAAUCCUGCAUAAAUUUGGGCCAAAUGUGUACAGAAAUAAAUAAACUUGCACUUUUCUACUAAUAGAUCAACUUUUCCUUUAGAGUUCAUCCUGCUAGCUACAGACUUUGUGGCAGCUUUUGUGUGUGUGUGUGUGUGUGCGCGUGCGUGCGUGUGUGUGUGUGUGUGUGUGUGUGUGUGUGUGUGUGUGUCAACAGUGUGGCUCUCAGCUGGUCAGGAUUGGGGGGGUGUAAAGGAAAGGAAUGCUGCUUCUCUGAGCAGUCUGUAAUUUGAUGUCAUCAAAUCAGAGAAAAACAACAACACUGAAGAGGAGCUGAGGCAGAUGUGUGUGUGAGAGUGUUUUGAGAGACGUUUUGGGUGAGGAGUGAAGGAAGUCGUGAAGAGAGUUUAAGCAGAAAGAGGCGAGAAAUGCAAGACAAACAGGAGGCGGUUUAGCCUGCAUAAAAGUUAGAAGUUAGAAAGAUAAAAGAGGACCUUGGAGAAGAUGCAUGUUGAUAACUACUACACACCAAGCAACCGUGCUCUAAAACGUCCUCGGAUAUGGAUCAAUCCAAGCAUUUCAUGAUUAUGGUUUAGGUGAUUUACCGGUCAUCUGAAUUCUUACAAGAUCUUAGUCACACUUCUUAGAUGCUAAACUGUCUUUCCGCGCUACCCCUCAGCACAUUGUGAAGAACAUUUCAAACAGUUUGGCCAAAAACGCACCAGAAAAAAUACCUCCUACCCCACCUUUAAGAUUCGUUUGUAAAAAGAAACAUUUGAAGGUGUUAGAAAAGUUCUGUUUGAUGAAUCUGAUUUGACUGAAAUCGCUGCACCAGUAGUCAUGUUUGAGGUGUUCAACCAGCAAUCAAUCAUUCAGAAAGCUAAUUUCAGCGCAGUAAUGAUGGUGUUACUUCUAAUCUGCCCCUGUGACAUGUGCCUCAUGCCUUUGUCUGGACAAAUUACACAUUUUUAGUUAUUUACUCCAGAAGAGAAGUGAGAACAUUCAGCACUAUGUUUAACUGUGUUUUAAAUGAACAGAGGAUCACACCACUUGUCUUAUAACUUAAACUUUGCUUUUGAUUCUCAAGAAAACCAAACACAAAAUGUAGCUCCGGUUGGUUAAAGGUUUUCGUAAGGCUGGUGUCUGAUCGGGAUGCUGCUGAAGCAUGAUGUUUGCUGUGGGUGAACUUUAGGGUGAACGCUGUCUGAAUGCUGAGGAGAAAACGCCCCAACUGAUGAAACAAAGAAAAAAACUCUAAAACCAAAGAAUAUGUAAAGAUACGUAUUUAUUUGCAUGUUUGAAUGAAAAAAUUCAAUUGUCCCAGUUUCAUCGUCUAAGAAUUAUUGUUUUCUUUGACGGUAAAAGUGCAAAAGCUGCAGUCUGAUCUAGUGAUGUGUAUGUUUACAGGUUAUUGGUAGUCGGUGAGCUACGAGGACGAGUGGCGUGUUUCAACAGCAUGUGUUAGGAAUGUGCUCGAGGCUGCUGGGAAACACGUGUGUGGCAGUGUGAAACACCAAAGGGGGGGUCUGCCUUAGCUCCUGCUACUGAAAUCGCUCACUAAGUGACUGAAGGAGGUAAACGUCUUGCUUUUAAGGCAAAAUCUGCCACUCUCAUCCAUUUUUCCUCGGGUUAUUAAAUGUAAGGCAUUUUCUUCCAUGAGCCUUUAGUCCGACUGCACCAGCUCAGAAAAUAUAAAAUAAUAAUAAUAAUCCUAAAUUGUUUGUAAUUUCCUAAAAACUUUAACCAAACAACACUGGAUAGAAGCUGUGGAGUAGCAGGAGUUUAAAGAAUGAGUACAUUUGGAAGAAGCGGUUCAGUGAUGUUGUUAAUGGAGCGGUUAUCGUGUGGUUUGAAGUGUGAAUGGAUUGAAGCCCCCUCUAAGAAGGAAAAGUAAACAUGGGAUGCAUGUAAUGAAACCUGUCUGAGAAAGAGGAGAUUUAUUUUCUUUUGAACCCAGUCAAGCUUGCCCCAUGCGGUAAUGAGCCAUAAAAAAGUUCUUCAGGCUUCUCUUCACUUGGUUUACAAUUUUAAUAAAGAAGCAUCUAUAUCCACCUUUCAAACGGGAUUUCACUCUUCAAUUUUGGCUGCUAUGGUGGCGCAUCUUGAAGUUCUUUACUCCUGGCCCCCAAACAACCAUGGCAGAUGCAUCACUGAAUGCUCUCUUCUCUUUUUCAGCCCGGACCCCAUUUGAAGCUGUGGGCGCUGAAAGGGUUCGGUUCUGAAAAAUGACCCAGUCGGUGCAAGUUAAUCCAAAAAUGCCUGAUUUAGGCUCUGCAUUUGUUUAUUCCAGUCAGGAGGAGGCUGACCAGUCAGGUUCCUACUCCGUUCAGACUCCUUAUGGAUUCCAGCUGGACCUGGACUUCCUUAAAUAUGUAGAAGAGAUUGAAAGUGGGCACAACCUUCGCCGGGCACCUGUCGGCGCCCGGCGUUCUGGGCGAGGACUCAGGCUUUCCCAGAGGAGUCCGGGUGUUGGGGGACGUACGAGUGGAUGGACAUCCACCGAAUCCCUUUCGUCCCCGGUCAGUGAAGAUGGAAGAGCUCCUCCACCGCCUCCUCCACGAAACCGCCUCGGCUCUGCACCCUGUGAAGGUCUUUGUCUGUCUCCUGUUACGCUCCUCGGCAGCCCUCCCCUGUCAGCUGGGGCCAAAGUGCCACCACCUCCGCCGCAACGGAAUCCAAGAGUUGAGCGGACUCUUCUGGAAACCAGCAGGCGGCUGCAGCAGGAGCAAACCCACAAGCACCAGAACGGUGGGCGCCUCCAGCUCGCAGACCCUCCCAAGCAGCUCCCAUCCUCCAUCUCCAUUCUGCAGAGUAGCUGGACUAAACCCAGUCCUCAGACCUCUGGGCGCAGCACUCCAGCUGCUGGCACCACAGCAACCCCGAUUCCACCCAACCAGCUGCAGACAGUCAGAGAGCAGAUGGCUACAGCCUUGAAGCAGCUAAAGGAGAUGGAGGAAAGGGUAAAAGGUGUUCCUGCUCUUGAAAAGGAGGUGGCCAAGCUUCGUGCAGAGAAAGACAUGCUUCUGUUGGCCCUGGAGGAGAAGAAAGAAUCCAUGGAAGUUUCUUUGCAGAAAAACCAGUCAACAGAGUCCUCUACUCAAACCACAGAGACCCUCCAAACCCACCACAGUCCAGUGACUUCACCCAGCAGACAAAAAGACCUAGUGAAAUCUAGUGAGCUGAAAAGACUGACGGAGAAGUUUGAGGGAAAGGAUCAAAAAUCUCUCCAACUGCCAUCUAAAGAUUUAGGAAAUUCUCCAGAAAAAACGGCCGUUCUAAAGAAGUCAGUAGCUGUAGGAGACGACACGGCCAUGACCUCUGUUGUGUUCUACCACAGCCUCGGUGUGAAGGAUGCAUCUGCGUGCACGGAAGUGAACACGUGUGAGAAAUGGACCGAAACCGAGACCCUCGUGUUCCACGAGGAGGGCGUACAAGUCAGAGCAGAGACACAAGAGGCUGAGGUUUGGGUCAUGGAGUCACAACUCAGGCUGAGCACCGAGGCACAACGGGAGAUGGACACAUUACAAGACACCAUUAAGUUCCAGCAGGAGUUCAUUACAGCUCUAGAAGAUAGACUGAAAUUAGCUGAUAAAGACAUGGGAAUACUUAGGACCCAGAUGGAUGAAAAAACCUCUAAAGUCACAUUUGAGAAAGGAACACUCACCAGACCAGACACAAAAAAUGCUCAGGUAGAGACGUGCACCUCUGUAGUAAAGCACGCUGCAGUUAUGUGUCAGCCAGAGAUGACAGACGUAUGCGUUGGUGAAGUCUGGGUAGUAACUCAGGCUGAGAAGAACACCCAGACUGAUGCUUCUGCUGCAGAGGAAGCAUCAGAACCUGUGGAACGGGUCAGCGUUGGAUGCCAGUGGGAGAAGAUGAGUGAUGAGAAGUCAGACGAGGAGGACGAGGAGAAAAUUACUGUGCUGAAGAAAAGACAGCUGACCAUUGCUGAGUACGAGGUCUCCCCAGAAGAAGAGGUGGUCGGAGCAGAUGAGAAAAAAGUGGAAGAAGAAGAAAUUACAGCUAAUAACACAAAGACAGGUAUGCUGAAAUCCAUCAUGAAGAGGAAGGAUGGGAGUAGCUCAAGCGAGAAUCGGAAGAAGAGCCUGCAGUUUGUUGGAAUCCUAAACGGAGGGUAUGAAUCAACAUCUAGUGAGGAAGAGGAAGAGGACGAAGAUGGAAGUUCUUCUGCAGCAAGUGGAGAAGGCGAGUGCUUGGACAGCACAGAAGAGGACGAGGCAGCUUUGGAGGAAGAGACUUCGGAAGAGGAGAGAAACGUCAACCUGGAUGAGAGCGACACUGAUGAGGAAACGCUGAGAGCUGCGAAUUAUUCGUCCGACGCUGUGAAAGAAAAGUUUGAAUUUAGCUCCAAAAUGCGAGAGGCCUGCCUCAUUCUGAAGAACCACCUGAACGAUGACAUCAAAGCACUGAAGAGUAAGGAAGUGCUGUCCAGCACACACACCGUCCAGCUGGAGUGGUUCCGGGUCUCCAGUGGCAAGAUGGCACAGCCAUCGCGGGUAUCCGACUACCUGAUGGCGUUCUCUGAGGUCUCCUCGGUGCUGCUGGAGCACGUCGUCAACAUGACGGACGGCAAUGGCAACACAGCUCUUCACUACAGCGUCUCCCACUCCAACUUUGGCGUGGUCAGGCUGCUGCUGGACACAGGUGUGUGCUGCGUGGAUAAGCAGAACAAGGCGGGCUACACAGCCAUCAUGCUGGCGGCUCUCUCUACUGUAAAGGAAGAGGAAGACAUGGCUGUGGUGAAGAAGCUGUUCGGUCAGGGGAACGUCAACGCCAAGGCCAGCCAGGCCGGCCAGACAGCACUGAUGCUAGCGGUCAGCCACGGGCGGCAGGAGAUGGUGCGGGCCUUGCUGGAGUGUGGCGCUGAUGUAAACGUGCAGGACGAUGAGGGGUCCACGGCUCUGAUGUGUGCCAGUGAGCACGGCCGAGCCGAGAUCGUCAAACUCCUCCUCGAACAGCCAGGCUGCGACAUCUUCAUUGUGGAUAAUGAUGGCAGUAAUGCUCUGUCCAUUGCACUGGAAGCAGCCCACAAUGACACAGCUGUGCUUCUCUAUGCACAUAUGAACUACGCUAAGACCCAGGCUGCUCUGGGGAGUCCAAAGACUCAGCCCAGAAGCCCCACAAGCCCCCACAAGUCCUGGCCUGCAGACUGACACAAUCCCUGCUGUGCACUGAGGCGGAUCAGCAAGUACAACUGGAUCUGAGCUGUGAAAUGCUCCACUGGAAUCUUCCCCUAAACACAUAUUUAUAUUUACUGCAAUAUGUCCUGCAUUUAAAAGUUUUGUUAAUAUGGGAACAUUUUUUUUCCAUAAAACCCAUUGAUGAUUAUAUUAUGUACUGAAUUGUCAUGUUUAUUUUUUUAACAACUUAGGUUUCCAGUUCUUGUGUAUGUAAUGGGAAUAAACCCUUACAUUUAUUAUUUGCACAUAUCUAACAUUUUACCGUUUACUGUUUAAGCACAUUGAGCUACCUCUGUGUAUGCAAUGUGCUAUAUGAAUAAAGCUGCCUUAAUAAUGGCACACUCCUGUAGUGAAUCAUCAGUGUAAAAAAUGCACACAGCUUUCAUAAUAAUUCACACAUGUCCAGAACAUGAUCACUGUGUCUUACAUCCGUGCUCGGUCUUUGGUGUCUGGUUUCUUCACACCUUGGAAAAUUGAGCACAUAAUUCUAAACCUCUACUAAGCUGCAAAUGAAAAAAAAAUAUAUAUAUAUAUAAUUAUAUAACAAGAGUCAAAAUGUGUGAUCAGCGCUGUAUGCUCAUAAGGAUGCUGUUCAUAAAUGUAUAUUCUUAUCUGAAAUAAAAAUGUAAAACAUUGA